UUUAAAUCUGACCUCCCGACCACUCCUCUCCUUUGAUUGGUUGACGCGGUUCCAUUCCGGGAAGAAGGUCGUGACGUGGAGGGGGAGUGUCCUCCUGCAGUCGAGCUGUUCUAUUAGUUAAAUUCUAAAGUUCGUUUGCACAUAUAAACUCCGUUACUGUAACGAGAAAGGUUAACUAAAAACCAGCAACAACCGGGUAACGUUGAUAACGGAACUUCCACGGUGCUGCACGAGCCUGACCCGUGCGUUUCAGAACUUUGAGUUGCAGAAAAUCAGCGGCAACGACGUGUUCUCUCUCUCACACACCCGGAGCCAGACCGAUAGAACGGGACCGGGCGGAUUAACCCUGUAGCCGGAAAGGUGGUGUGUUUCCCGGAGAUGAAGAUCCAGUUCGCUCCGAUGAACAUCCCGCUGCGGAGGAGACUCCAGACAGCCGCGGUAAUGCAGUGGGUCUUCUCUUUCCUGGCGCUAGCCCAGUGUUGUCUAGCAGGGUAUGUGUUGCUGUGCGUCUCUGAUUGGUGGGUUCUGGCGGCGCUGUAUGCUGGUUGGCUGUAUCUGGACAGGGACACACCCACCAGCGGAGGUCGGAGGUCAGAGUGGCUUCGGAACUGCAGUGUCUGGAAACACUUCAGAGACUACUUCCCUCUGAAUCUCAUAAAGACGGUGGAUCUGGACCCCGGUUCUAACUACCUCUUUGGGUUCCACCCCCAUGGUGUUCUGGUGGCAGGGGGUUUUGGGAACUUCUGUACAGAGGCAUCAGGGUUCUCCUCGCUGUUCCCCGGGCUGACCCCCUACCUCCUGAUGCUGCCAUUCUGGUUCAGAGUACCCUUCUUCAGAGACUACAUCAUGUGUGGAGGGCUGGUAUCCAGUGAGAAAGCCAGUCUGUCCUACCUGCUCUCAGCUCCUGGAGGAGGUAAUGUGGCGGUGGUGGCUGUAGGGGGCGCUCCAGAGGCUCUAGACGCCCGGCCAGGAGCUCUCACCCUUCAGAUUCUACACCGCAAGGGAUUCAUCAAACUGGCGCUAAAACACGGGGCCCAGCUAGUACCUGUGUUCUCCUUUGGGGAGAAUGAGCUCUUCGACCAGAUGACCAACCCUACCGGCUCGCCGCUCCGCUGGCUUCAGGACCACCUGCAAAGGCUCAUGGGAGUGGCGCUGCCAAUGUUCACCGGACGAGGAGUGUUCCAAUACAGCUUCGGUCUACUGCCCUACAGAGAGCCCAUACACACAGUUGUGGGUAGGCCUAUUCCAGUGGUCCAGACCCCCUCUCAUCUCUCUCUCUCUCUCUCCAGUGGGUAGGCCUCUUCCAGUGGUCCAGACCCCCUCUCAUCUCUCGCUCUCUCUCUCUCCAGUGGGUAGGCCUCUUCCAGUGGUCCAGACCCCCUCUCAUCUCUCUCUCUCUCUCUCUCUCUCCAGUGGGUAGGCCUAUUCCAGUGGUCCAGACCCCCUCUCUCAUCUCUCUCUCUCUCUCUCUCCAGUGGGUAGGCCUCUUCCAGUGGUCCAGACCCCCCUCUCAUCUCUCUCUCUCUCUCUCUCUCCAGUGGGUAGGCCUCUUCCAGUGACCCAGACCCCCUCUCAUCUCUCUCUCUCUCUCUCUCUCUCCAGUGGGUAGGCCUAUUCCAGUGGUCCAGACCCCCUCUCAUCUCUCUCUCUCUCUCUCUCUCUCUCUCUCCAGUGGGUAGGCCUAUUCCAGUGGUCCAGACCCCCUCUCAUCUCUCUCUCUCUCUCUCCAGUGGGUAGGCCUAUUCCAGUG
Salvelinus fontinalis (brook trout) is the source of this 1750-nucleotide messenger RNA. RefSeq names its product 2-acylglycerol O-acyltransferase 1-like. The coding region runs from base 379 to 1296 and encodes 305 amino acids. Gene Ontology annotation, molecular function: diacylglycerol O-acyltransferase activity. The transcript has 6 exons. The record is from RefSeq and is a predicted model, not a curated record. Gene Ontology annotation, cellular component: endoplasmic reticulum membrane. NCBI's taxonomy places the organism in Eukaryota, Metazoa, Chordata, Actinopteri, Salmoniformes, Salmonidae. Gene Ontology annotation, biological process: triglyceride biosynthetic process.